This is a messenger RNA of Synchytrium microbalum, 2415 nucleotides long. RefSeq lists its product as uncharacterized. The record is from RefSeq and is a predicted model, not a curated record. The transcript has 13 exons. Gene Ontology annotation, cellular component: ciliary basal body; ciliary tip; centriole. The coding region runs from base 1 to 2415 and encodes 804 amino acids. Gene Ontology annotation, biological process: cilium assembly. Lineage: Eukaryota; Fungi; Chytridiomycota; Chytridiomycetes; Synchytriales; Synchytriaceae.
AUGGACGAACGGAAAGAAAAGCAAGUAAAUGGCCUGAUCAGAGAGUUUCUGGCAUAUGGAGAAUAUACAGGCACGCUAUCCUCUUUCGAUGCGGAGUGCUUAAAGCAUGAUCGGGCGCCUAUUAAAUUGGUCAAUGAUGCCGAUGGGGACAAGAGGAAUGAGAGGGUAGAGAAUCAGCUGAUAACAUCAUUCCGACAAGGCGACAACCAGACCUUUACCUCCUACUUCAACCAAGUCCUCCCUCCCUCCACACGCACAACAGAUCCCGUCUCCCAAAAACUCGAAUUCAUGCUCGCAAUCCAUUUCGCAGUCUACCCAAUAAACCCAUGCAUGGAAUCCUCCCAGAAAGCGAAGUACAAUCCACAGCAAAACAUGGAUGAUUUCAAAGUAUUCUUAGAGAAACGAGGAUCAGAGAUUGCGAAAAUCUCACCUAGUGUUUCUAGCCAGUUUUUACCAUUCUUUGCAUUGCCUUAUAUACCGGAUCCGACAAGACAUCCUGGCUUUCAGGAGGUUUUUGAUGUGAGGUGGACGCAGGAGCUGGAGGCGAGGUGGUUGGGAGCUGUGAGAGCCAGUUUCAAGGCUGAACUGCCGAGGAUUGUCAAGUUUUUGGAUAAUUUGGAUGCUAGGCCAAUAGAAGAAUCACGAGCCCAAACAAAACAAAUCCACGAACUCGAAUCACAAAUACAUCAACUUGAAGAUCGUCACCGUCACAAUUCGGUUAGGCAGCGAGAGCUACAGAAUGAUCAUCAUAAUUUAAUAGCCAUUGCUAGUGAGCUUGUGCAGGCACUUGCUGCGUGUAUUAAUGGCGAACAGAUCACAUCAUCAUAUCUAACUAAUAUCUGUGAUCGGCUUGUGGAACUUAAACAUAAUCAUCGGAUACUGGAUCAGGCUGCGAAGGCUGCUCAGUUGCCACCACCUGCACCAGUAAAGUCACGAAUGCCACCAAAACGAAGCACAAAUCUUGUACUUGAUGGACAAUUGGAUUAUUCUGCUUUACAUCGAGAUUUGGCGGAAGAGUCUUUUGAUCGUGAUAGAAAGCGAGAGCUUGUUCUUCAAGCGCUGAGACUGAGACUAACAACUGCGCCAGACGCAAGAACAAGACAAACGACUUUAUUAACAUUUGUGCAUGCUGAUUUUUUGGGUCUUGGAAGGGGCUCUGUGGCGCUACCUUUGGGUCUACUCAAAUCUUCUCAUACACGGGGACAGUUUGCAAGACUGUUGAAUGCUAUAUCGUCUGGAUGUACAGGACGCUCGUAUUUACUUUCUGGUCUCGGCGCAUUGGUUGUGCCUGUAUCUGAUGCGUUGCAGAGAGAAGGAGCGGAUUCGCCUUCUGGCAAGAAUCUUCUGGGGACUUUGCAGAAGCUUAGUUUGAGACGUGGAGCACAAACAGCAAUGAUAAAAGCCGGCUUAAUCCAGUUCCUUUUGCCAGUACUAUCAUCACCUCAUCUUCUGAGCGAAUAUGCUCUCGAAUACGCUUCUGCACUCCUCAUGAACCUGCUCCUACGAACGGCAGGUCGACAACAAACAAUCGAACAACCUGAUUUAAUUCUCUCUGUUUUGGAAGGACUUGUACGAAUACCAAAUCCUGAAGUCAAGACAUAUGCUAAUGGAGCGCUGUAUUCUGUAUUGAGUGAGCCCAAGAUUCGAAGACGGGCGCAACAGCUGGGAGUCGGUGAAUUGCUUGUUGAGAUUCGAGGGCAUUGUGAUGCUUAUUUGGCGAAACAGGUUGAUUAUGUGCUUGGGCAGCUUGAUUCUAAGGAAAAUCCACCCAUUUCGGAUACGGUUUCUGAAGAUGGUCAAGAUGAAGAUUAUGAGGAUGAUAAUGAGCAAAACGAGGUUGGCGAAGAAGACCUGAAUGAUGACUUGUUAAACUUACCGAAUGAUGUGGUUAUUGGUGAUGAGCUACUGACGCAGAGAUAUACCCUAAAUGGCAAACCACCUACGGUGGUCAAGAAUGUCAUGAAUCCUGGUGGAAUGGUUCGGACUGCUGAUGUUGCUCAUAUUGAGAACAACUCUGCACUGGAUUUACGACGUCCCCGAACACCAUCACGAAACUCUACGCGACCUUCCACGCCGGCAUCAUCAAGACCAUCAACAUCUGCCGGCAAACCUGGUGUUACAACACUUGGUAGUGGUGGUAUACGACGUAGUGCAUCAUCUGUAUCAGGCUUCCCUGUCAGAGUGGUUGAUAAUGGUCCAGAUGACGUGCCACCGGUUGGACAUGGUUUGAUUCCGAGGUCAUCGAGAGAUGCGCUGGAAUUCAAGUAUGCUAAACGAGAGGAGAAGAGGAGUGAUGGUGCUAGUGGUGGUCAUAAUGAAGGGCACGAUGAAGAAACAACUGGAUUCUCCACUCGACAAAUGAUUGCUAGGACACCAUUGUCUAAUAAUUCAGUGGCUUCGCUUGUUGCCUCAUAA